GCCCGGUCGGGCGGGCGGGAAGAUGGCGACGGUGGCGGCGGCGGGCGGCCUGGUGUGGGGCUGGCUGUGGGACGAGCGCUUCUGGUUCCCGGCCAACGUGACCUGGGCCGAUUUGGAGCGGCAGGGCGCCGGGCACGAAGGCGGCUACCCCCGCGCCGUCCACGUCCUGGGCGCCCUGCCCUUGGCGGUCGGCAUGCUGCUCCUGCGGCGGCUCUUCGAGAGGUUUAUUGCCAAACCAUGUGCCAUUCGAUUUGGCGUUCAAGACAGCAAGCCUCACAGAGCUCAACCCAAUGCAAUUCUAGAAAAGGUGUUUACGUCUAUCACUAAGUGUCCAGAUGCAAGACGGUUAGAAGGUUUGUCAAAACAGCUAGAUUGGGAUGUCCGGAAAAUCCAGCGCUGGUUUCGUCAUCGGAGGAACCAAGAUAAACCACCCAUCCUCACGAAAUUCUGUGAGAGCAUGUGGAAGUUUACAUAUUAUAUAACUAUAUUUUUUUACGGGCUCAGAUUUCUUUGGUCGUCACCCUGGUUUUGGGAUACGCGACAAUGCUGGUACAACUACCCUUUUCAGCCCCUAACUUCUAGCCUUUAUUACUAUUAUAUCAUGCAGCUGGCCUUUUACUGGUCACUUACAUUUUCGCAGUUUACAGAUAUUAAGCGAAAGGAUUUCUUGAUGAUGUUUAUCCACCACUUGGCUGCAAUUGGACUCAUUACCUUCUCUUAUAUUAACAACAUGAUACGGGUAGGGACCUUGGUUCUGUGCCUUCAUGAUUCAGCAGAUUCCCUGUUAGAAGCAGCAAAACUGGCCAAUUAUGCCAAGUAUCAGCGACUGUGUGAUUCUACCUUCAUUCUGUUUAGUGUUUUCUUCAUUGUUACUCGUUUGGGGAUUUUCCCUCUCUGGAUACUUAAUACAACUCUGUUUGAAAGCUGGGAACUGAUUGGUCCUUAUCCAUCAUGGUGGCUGUUCAAUGGACUUCUUUUACUCAUACAAACUCUACAUGUCAUCUGGUCUUUUUUAAUCCUUCGUGUUGCCUACAAGGCCCUAGCACAAGGAAAGGUAUCAAAAGAUGAUCGCAGUGAUGUGGAGAGCAGCUCUGAUGAAGAUGAUGCAACUUCAAACAGCAGGAAAGGAAUCCGCAGCACUUCAAGCAAUGGCGCCAAUCGGAUUAACGGUCACAUAAGUGGUGGCCAAUAGGCAGGCAAGGAAUAAGGCUGGGGGUGGGGAGACCUCCAGAAAAUAGAGACUCGUGUUCAAAUUCCUAGAUACAGUGAACUCUACAUUUCUGACUAUUUCCCUCAUCAGCUCAGGCUUGAAGGGAGUGGAAGCAAAGAUGCACAAUCCCAGGCUGCUUAAUCUGAAAUGAUUUAGUUAGUAGGAAUGAUAAGUACUGUAGAGAUUCACUAAAGCUGCAGCUAUCUAGCAGAACACUGGCCUGGGAUUGUCCUGUAGCUAAUGUUGUCAUCACUGUAGCUGUACAGGGAACUCCCUUAAAUAAAUGACAGCCUCAGGGAAGUUAAUUUCUCUGUUGUAGGAUGUGAUGAACUCAUUCUGGCCUGCUCUAAAAAUAAUUUUUAUUUUUUUCUAGCAAAAAUUGUUCAUUACUUACUCAGAAUGGAAGCGUAGUCUCGCCUUUAAUAAGCCCUCUCCCCAAAUAACUGCAUACUUUAAUGGUGUAGAUGCAUUUAAAAGGCCCGGUGCUAUUCCUACCAAAUGAGGCAACAUCAUGUGCUCAGAGUAUUUCUGUUUUGACUUUUGAAAGAUAUUUUUCUUUUUUCAUGUAUCUUAAAAAAGGUAUAGGAAUGAUGUUGUAGAAGCUGCCUCAGUGAUCACCCACCUGUGUACAUUUUUCUUUGAAAAACAGGGUUGCAUUUACCUGUAACUGUUGUUUAUCGAGAACUCUUCUGUGCAGUCCCACACUAGGAGACUAGCAAGCUCACUGACUGAAAGAAGAGGGUGUGAAGCUCUUGGAGGACUGUCUUCCCAAUCGAUGCUUAGCGUCCCACAUUGACGCACAUUCAUACUAGGUGCCAGCAAUAUAAACUUUAUAAAGGACACAGGCAAACCCAAUUAAUAUUAUUUUUUAUUCAGAAUACAAAAAUUAACAGUCUGACAGUAUUUCCUUUAUUUAACUGACACCUCUUGUUCUGAACUAUUGCAUCAAAAUCUGGAGUUAAAGUCUGCGCUGCAGCAGUUUUGAGUAUGGUGUUCUGGUGUGUUUCUCUGUAAGUUAAGAGUGUACUUUUGAUUUAUUGACAUUCAUUACAGAAAACAGCUUUUCACAUUGUCCCAAACGUAGACAGAAUUUUAGAAGCAAAAAACAAGUUGGGAGCAGUUUGGACCCAGAAAAUGGUAAAAUUUGCUAAUGCUAACUUCAGAAAGCUUAUCCUUCAAUUCAGCGUCACACUGCAGAUCAGUCAUGUCUCUCUGGAGCUCCUCUGGAAUCAUCCAUGAGAUUCCAGAAAAUGGAUGAGAUCCACAGAAAAUGGAUUAUGGAAAAUUUCAAAAUCUCUGUAUAGGUUUCUGAAGACAGAAAAUCUUUCUUGGAAUUCAUUUUUGAGGUCAGAAUUUUUUCUCCUUUUCUGUGGAUAUAUGAUAACUAGACAGAUUUCAUGGUACGGAAGUGCUCCAAAUUAUUUUCUUGAAGUUGUUUUCCUCACAAUUGAAGCGUCAUUUCAAAGGCACAAAUGCUGUCAUAAAACUGUCAAAAUUUUGUUUUGAACCUACAUCUUUGUGUUGAGACAGUUCAGGUGUUCUGUUAUAUCCGCCAUAAAAGCAAGUACAAAGCCAUUCAUUAUCUUGUCACUCAAAAACAGCCUUUCCUUAUCUAUACUUUUAUUUCACUUCAUAGUUCAUAAAAGUGUCUCAGUAUAGCUCCACGACUUAACCAUCACACUUCAGUAUGAUACUGUGCCCCAUGUCUGAUGAUGCUUUGCGGCUCGAACAAAAUUACCUCUGGCUCGAAUAAAAUUAACUGUUUUUAUGACCAUACUCAUCAUAUUAUCCAUCUUAAAUAUUUUACUGCACAAUGUCCUGGUGCAAAAUGCAAUGAAAAUUGAAAAACUUAUGAUGUAGGUUUGCAGUUACGAAUUUUCCCCGAGUUUUGGAGCAACUCCAGCUUUCCCCCCCCCCAGCAUCUGUGGUGCUCCAUCUGUGGCCAGAUUUACCGCUUUUGCCCAGUUGGUACCUAUUUUAUCCAGAGCUUCUACAGUGUUCUUGAAGACGUCAUCACCUGUGGUUGUGUCUUUCAUUGGAACUAUUUCUACAAAUUCAUCUGUAACAUGCGUGUUUUCAUCAACUCCACGAAUAAAAAUUGCAAAAUGUGCUAAGU
Molecule: messenger RNA, 3326 nt
Organism: Eublepharis macularius
Lineage: Eukaryota; Metazoa; Chordata; Lepidosauria; Squamata; Eublepharidae
Gene: CERS5
Product: ceramide synthase 5
Exons: 10
Coding region: 23-1192 (389 amino acids)
Biological process (GO): ceramide biosynthetic process
Cellular component (GO): membrane
Molecular function (GO): sphingosine N-acyltransferase activity; DNA binding
Source: RefSeq, a predicted model, not a curated record